Molecule: messenger RNA, 2232 nt
Organism: Hevea brasiliensis (rubber tree)
Lineage: Eukaryota; Viridiplantae; Streptophyta; Magnoliopsida; Malpighiales; Euphorbiaceae
Product: RNA-binding NOB1-like protein
Exons: 5
Coding region: 91-1977 (628 amino acids)
Biological process (GO): ribosomal small subunit biogenesis; maturation of SSU-rRNA
Cellular component (GO): preribosome, small subunit precursor
Molecular function (GO): RNA endonuclease activity
Source: RefSeq, a predicted model, not a curated record
ACUAAUUUCAUAACCUCCUUUUGCUAGUAGCUAGGGUUUUAUAUUUCAGAGCAUAGUCCAUACUCCAUAAUCGCCUAUACUCUGUGAGGCAUGGCCAUGGAGACCUCACAGCCUCUGUCCUUACCAACGUCUUCAUGUUGGAGCAACGUAGUCAAAAACCAACCUCCACCGGAAAACAAGCAAAACCCCAAUGCGACAAAUCAACUAUUGGUCGAAAGCUGCAAGUCCACGAUGGGCAUUUCGAUGGCAGUAAUAGAUGCAAACGCCGUAAUCGAAGGUGGAGAAAAGCUCCAUAAAUUGGCCGACAAGUUCGUUACCGUCCCUGAAGUCCUCGCCGAGAUUCGCGAUCCCGUCUCCCGCCACCGCCUUUCUUUCGUUCCCUUCACAAUCGACUCCAUGGAGCCCACCCCUGAAGCUCUCAACAAAGUUGUCAAAUUUGCAAGGGCAACUGGUGACUUGCAGACCCUGUCAGAUGUUGAUCUCAAACUCAUUGCCUUAACUUACACGUUAGAGGCACAGAUCCAUGGAACCAAACAUGUUAGGGAUGCUCCUUCUCCUAUACAUACAGUUAAUGUGAAGAGACUUCCUGAGAAGGACAUGCCCGGGUGGGGUUCUAAUGUUCCCAAUUUGGAAGAAUGGGAGACAUUAGAACAAGAACCUGGUGAUGGAUCAAACACACAUUCAAGGAUACUUCCCUUGAAAGAGAUGAGCUUGAAUGUUAUCCCUGGUGAUGAUCAAUCUGAAGAUGGUUCAAUGGUAGCUGAAAGUGAAACACAUUCUGAGAAACACGAAACUGUUGAACAUGGUUCUAGGAAACAUAGGAGAUAUCCAAAGAAGAAAAAAGAGAUAAGUCUUGAUGGGAAGAAGAUGGUAGCUGAUGGAAUUGAUGCAUCUCAGGGACACUUUGACGAUGAUGCUGGUGAUUGGAUGCCUGCUGUCAGUCGAAGUACUCAUCGAAGAUAUCUUAGAAGGAAAGCUAGGCGUGAAUAUUACGAGGCAUUGUCUGAAAAAGAUAGUCAGCAAGAUCUGGGUAAAAAUAUGGAUAACAACAAUACUAAUGAAACUACCAUCCCAGAUCCACUGUUGCAUCAAAAUCCUGAGACAGUAGAUGCUGGAAAUGGGAUUUCUGAGAAGGGCAAAGAUGAUGAAGAUCUCACUUCAAUCCUAGAGCAAAUGAGGCUGGAAGAAGGUUCAUUGAAUGCUCUUCAAAAUGGGAAAGAAAAGAACAGUACCUUUUCAGGGCUUGAGUUUACUGAUUCCUUGGAAGCUGCUUCUGAAAACGAUGUAAAUUCUGCUCUCAAAGCCAGAGUUGAUAUUGCUAAUGGAGAACUAGAUCACCAGGAGAUCGUAAGCCAGACUAGUGAAAGUAUUGAUGUGUCACAUGUGGAUGAUGAUGCUAGUGAGCAGAGCUGGACGCUUAAAUCUUUAUCAGACUCCAGUGUAGCUUGUGUAACUAGUGACUUUGCAAUGCAGAAUGUUCUUCUACAAAUGGGAUUACGACUACUGGCACCUGGAGGAAUGCAAAUCCGCCAGCUGCACAGGUGGAUACUGAAAUGCCAUGCAUGUUAUACUGUGACUGCUGAAAUUGGGAGAAUGUUCUGUCCCAAGUGUGGAAAUGGUGGCACCUUACGAAAGGUAGCUGUUACAGUUGGCGAGAAUGGAAUUAUUUUGGCAGAUCGUCGGCCACGAAUCACUCUGCGUGGUACAAAAUUUUCAUUGCCUUUACCGCAAGGUGGAAGGGAUGCCAUUGCUAAGAACCUUAUUCUGCGUGAAGAUCAGCUCCCACAAAAAUUCCUUUACCCUAAGACAAAGAAGAAAACGAAUAAAGAGGGAGAUGAUUUCUAUGCUUCGGACAACAUCUUCAACCACCAUACUGAUAAAAGAUCUUCUUUCCGGCCACCAAUAAGGCAGGCAUUAGCAGUUUUCAGUGGAAAGAGGAAUCCCAAUGACAAUCACUACUCCCGUCCAAAGCAUUGAUAGUAGUUUUAUCUCUUUCUUUAAUUUUAUUAUUAUUUUUUUAGUUUAGAGUCGUCCUAAGAUUGUAAAAGCAAUACAUCACUUCUGUGUAGUAUUAGCGGGUGGACCUAAACUGGUGAUAUAUGUAGUUUGCUCAUCAAUGAGCACAAUUUUGGUGUGGCUUUCUGGUGUCUUGUUCCCACAUUGGGUAAUUCAAAUUAAUACAAGCAAAUUCUGCAUGUUUAUGCUAAAGAAGAAACUUGAUCAUUCCUUGCA